This is a messenger RNA of Anopheles marshallii, 1164 nucleotides long. RefSeq lists its product as uncharacterized. The record is from RefSeq and is a predicted model, not a curated record. The transcript has 2 exons. Gene Ontology annotation, molecular function: peptide binding; G protein-coupled receptor activity. Lineage: Eukaryota; Metazoa; Arthropoda; Insecta; Diptera; Culicidae. Gene Ontology annotation, cellular component: membrane; neuron projection. The coding region runs from base 1 to 1164 and encodes 387 amino acids.
AUGGAUGACGAUUACACGUCGGUCGAAGAUUAUCUUAGCAACGAAGUGUUCACAACGCAUACGAACGAUUACGAAGAUCUCCUGAGCAACACAUCAUUUUCGGAGGUAACUGUUCGAGAUCCCGUCGAGCUGAUAGUACUGUACGCCUUUAAUACGGUGAUCGUGGCGGCGGGAAUUGUUCUUAAUCUCGUACUCAUAAAAGGCAUUGUCGGCGCCAAAGCUAGUGGGGCGCUCUGUUUUGUACUACAGAUAGCGCUUGUCGAUGUGUUGACUCUACUCGCAAGCAACUGGGAAAUGUACUACACACUUCGGCAGACGUGGAUUUUUACGAGCGAGCACUGCACAUUAUACAGUGGACUUGAGUCGUUCACCAGCAUCGCGAUCGUUUACUUCAUCGUUGGACUGAAUUUCCACUCCAUCUCCUCAUACAAUCUGGCAGUAAACGUGGCCAAAAAUGCACUGACCACACCGGACGCCGAAAGUGCAACCGAAUCGCUGACAGAGGAAAACAGUUACGAAGUAGCAACCGACACAAUCUCCCAGAAACGAUCCUUAACGAUCGACUACCGGUACAAGAAACGGCGCAUCUGCGUACGGUUUCCGAUUCUGCUCGUGUGGUUCAUAGCAGCAUCCGAAUCAUUACCACUGUUCCUGUUUGCCGAUAUCCUAGCGAUCACACCAAUGAGUGCCGGACAGCAGCCCAAACAGUAUUGCACGGAACUGACCAACGGAAUGGUUAAUCACCACAUCGUCAGCUUCUUGGUCAUCGUCAUUCGCAUCAUCUUACCGACCGUUGCACUGGUGAUAACACUCAUCCAGGCGGUGGUCAAGUUUUACAGAGGCAAACAUUUCACCCAACCAGACGAGAUUGAGGAAAAUGUGGCAUUUGCGCUGAAAGUAUCGAUCUUUCUCUCACUGUCCUAUAUCAUAUUUUCUCUACAGCGGUUAUUCGGAUCUGUUUUACAGGAAAUUCUGUUACAGCCUGGUGUAGUACCAAAGUAUCCGGGUUUUGGUCCAAGCCUUAGCCUAGCACUAAUCGUACUUCACUAUUCAGCUUCAUUUAUUCGACCGUUGGUAGUAAUAGUAAUGUGCAAGCAAAAGAACAAUAAUGUCGACAUCAUUUUUACAUGCCAAAUCAGAUCAAACCAGGAUGGAACGGACUAA